AUGCGAUCAACUCUUCUUCGACCCCUCCUACCCCGCUACGGUCUCUGCGCUCCCGGCGCCAGAUCUUUUUCUCUUCCUCAACUUGCCUCUGCGUCAAACAGAUUUCAAACCACCCGUUUUUUCUCUGUAACCUCUGCAGUCAUGGGCAAGAAGGUCUUUUUCGACGUUACCUGGGAGGGUCCUGUCAUGCAAGGCGGCAAGCCUACCUCUGAGGUCAAAGAGCAGGCUGGUCGCAUCAACUUCAACCUUUUCGACGACGUCGUCCCCAAGACUGCCGAAAACUUCCGCGCGCUCUGCACCGGUGAGAAGGGCUUCGGUUACUCUGGGUCUUCUUUCCACCGCAUCAUCCCCGACUUUAUGCUCCAAGGUGGUGAUUUCACUCGUGGUAACGGCACUGGUGGCAAGUCUAUCUACGGCGAGAAGUUCCCCGAUGAGAACUUCCAGCUGAAGCACGACCGUCCUGGUCUGCUGUCCAUGGCCAACGCUGGUCCCAACACUAAUGGCUCCCAAUUCUUCGUUACCACCGUUGUUACCUCAUGGCUUAACGGACGCCACGUCGUUUUCGGCGAGGUUGCUGAUGAGCAGUCAUUGAACGUCGUCAAGGCCCUGGAGGCCACUGGUUCACAGAGCGGUACUGUCAAGUACGGCAAGCGACCCACUAUCGUCAAGUCUGGCGAGCUGUAA
Messenger RNA from Pochonia chlamydosporia 170, 684 nucleotides. RefSeq names its product cytoplasmic cyclophilin. The transcript has 5 exons. Lineage: Eukaryota; Fungi; Ascomycota; Sordariomycetes; Hypocreales; Clavicipitaceae. The coding region runs from base 1 to 684 and encodes 227 amino acids. Gene Ontology annotation, biological process: protein folding; protein peptidyl-prolyl isomerization. The record is from RefSeq and is a predicted model, not a curated record. Gene Ontology annotation, molecular function: peptidyl-prolyl cis-trans isomerase activity.